This is a messenger RNA of Closterium sp. NIES-65, 789 nucleotides long. The record is from the annotation of a GenBank genome assembly. Lineage: Eukaryota; Viridiplantae; Streptophyta; Zygnematophyceae; Desmidiales; Closteriaceae.
AUGGGAACUUCGAGUGCAAAUGACAUGGACGUGGUCGUGGACGUGGACGUGGACGUGGACAUGGACGUGGACAUGGACGUGGACGUGGACAUGGACAUGGACGUGGACAUGGACGUGGACGUGGACGUGGACGUGGACGUGGACGUGGUCGUGGACGUGGUCGUGGACGUGGACGUGGACGUGGUCGUGGACGUGGUCGUGGACGUGGUCGUGGACGUGGUCGUGGACGUGGUCGUGGACGUGGUCGUGGACGUGGACGCGGUCGUGGACGCGGACCUGGACGUGGACGCGGUCGUGGACGCGGACGUGGACGCGGACCUGGACGCGGACGUGGACGUGGACGUGGACGCGGACGUGGACGCGGACGUGGACCGCGGACACGUGGACGUGGACGUGGACGUGGACGUGGACGUGGACAUGGACGUGGACGUGGACAUGGACGUGGACGUGGACGUGGACGUGGACGUGGACGUGGAGGACUUGGACGUGGACAUGGACGUGGACGUGGACGUGGACGUGGACGUGGACGUGGACGUGGACGUGGACAUGGACGUGGACGUGGACGUGGACGUGGACAUGGACGUGGACAUGGACGUGGACGUGGACGUGGACGUGGACGUGGACGUGGACAUGGACGUGGACGUGGACGUGGACGUGGACAUGGUCGUGGACGUGGACGUGGACGUGGACGUGGACGUGGACCUGGACGUGGACGUGGACAUGGACAUGGACGUGGACGUGGACGUGGACAUGGACGUGGACGUGGACGUGAACAAGACGUGGACGUGA